UGAGUGACACCUACCGGUCAGCGCGUGCCCCGGAAGCGGCGGCGCGGGGCGGCGGGGCCAUGGCGCGGGAGAAGCAGCCGGAGGCGGCCGAUGCGGAGGGAACCCCCGAGCGAUCGUACCGGGAGCAGCUCGACUUCCUGAACCCCAUCGCCCAGCCGCUCGCCUCCCGCAAGCUGACGCGCAAGCUCUACAAGUGCAUCAGGAAAGCGGCCAAGCACAAACAGAUCCGUCGCGGUGUGAAGGAGGUCCAGAAGUUCAUCAACAAGGGCGAGAAGGGGAUCACGGUGCUGGCCGGCGACACGCUGCCUAUCGAUGUGUACUGCCACAUCCCCAUCAUGUGCGAGGACAGGAGCCUCCCCUACGCAUACGUCCCUUCCAAAUCGGACCUGGGAGCUGCAGCCGGCUCAAAGCGCCCGACCUGCGUGAUCAUGAUCAAGCCCCACGAGGAGUAUCAGGAGAGCUACGAUGAGUGUCUGGAGGAGGUGGCGGCUCUGCCUCUGCCGCUGUGAAUGGACUGUGGGGUGGGGCGGGGAUGUGUCCCCCGUUUGUGGGGACCCCGGGGUGGGCGGGGAUGUGCCCCCGCUGUCCGUGGGGGCGCUGAGCGCUGUGAAUAAAGGUGUUUGCGGUGUUUGUA
Messenger RNA from Columba livia (rock pigeon), 634 nucleotides. It is a transcript of the gene NHP2, whose product is annotated as NHP2 ribonucleoprotein. Gene Ontology annotation, biological process: snRNA pseudouridine synthesis; maturation of LSU-rRNA; rRNA pseudouridine synthesis. Gene Ontology annotation, molecular function: box H/ACA snoRNA binding. Gene Ontology annotation, cellular component: box H/ACA snoRNP complex; cytosolic large ribosomal subunit; nucleolus. NCBI's taxonomy places the organism in Eukaryota, Metazoa, Chordata, Aves, Columbiformes, Columbidae. The coding region runs from base 60 to 509 and encodes 149 amino acids. The transcript is spliced from 4 exons. The record is from RefSeq and is a predicted model, not a curated record.